UUAUUUAGCCCAAGUACACCAACAUGAUGAAACCGAAAACAGCCCAACUAUUUCUCUCCGACGCUGCAUUCUACAUGCUUUUACAAUCUCAAUUCUCAGUUUUUCUGAGAUCCAAUCACAUCAAUUCCGAUUAGCGGAUCGCCAAUUCCUCUGUGUUUGUGUAUUCUCAAUCCUAGUAUAGAAGAACAGGGGCAAUAUGUUUAAAUUUUUGAAGGGAGUGGUGGGUGGAUCUGGUACUGGACUUAAGGAUCUCCCUUACUAUAUCGGCGAACCUUACCCCUCCGCUUGGGGCUCCUGGACUCAUCAUCGUGGCACCUCUAAGGAUGAUGGAUCUCCAGUCUCAAUAUUUUCUCUUUCUGGAAGUAAUGCUCAGGAUGGACAUCUAGCAGCUGGUCGGAAUGGUGUCAAACGCCUUCGCACUGUCAGGCAUCCGAAUAUUCUAUCAUUUCUAUACAGUACUGAGGUUGAAACUUUAGACAGUUCUUCUACCUCAAGGAUUACUUUGUAUAUGGUGACGGAACCCGUUAUGCCAUUAUCUGAGAAGAUCAAGGAGCUAGGUUUAGAAGGCACACAAAGAGAUGAGUAUUAUGCUUGGGGGCUGCACCAGAUAGCUAAAGCUGUGAGCUUUUUGAAUAAUGAUUGUAAACUAGUACAUGGCAAUGUUUGCUUGGCCAGUGUUGUUGUCACACCAACUCUUGACUGGAAGCUGCAUGCUCUCGAUGUUUUAUCUGAAUUUGAUGGGAAUAAUGAAACUGCAAGUGGAUCAAUGCUGCAAUAUGAAUGGCUUGUUGGGCUACAAUACAAACCAAUGGAGUUGGCCAAGUCUGACUGGGUUGCAAUCAGAAAAUCUCCACCUUGGGCCAUUGAUUCUUGGGGUUUGGGUUGCUUCAUUUAUGAACUCUUUUCUGGUAUUAAGCUGGGGAAAACAGAGGAGUUGCGCAACACUGUUUCCAUUCCAAAGUCAUUACUUCAGGAUUACCAGCGCCUCCUGAGCUCUGUGCCCUCCCGCAGGAUGAAUACAUCAAAGCUUAUAGAAAAUAGUGAAUACUUUCAGAAUAAGUUGGUAGACACCAUACAUUUCAUGGAAAUUCUCACGUUGAAAGACAGUGUUGAGAAGGAUACCUUCUUCCGUAAACUUCCAAAUUUAGCGGAGCAGCUUCCUCGCCAAAUUGUGCUAAAGAAGUUGCUUCCAUUAUUAGCUUCUGCCCUUGAAUUUGGUUCUGCUGCUGCCCCUGCUUUGACAGCAUUGUUGAAAAUGGGUUCUUGGCUUCCAGCUGAAGAAUUUAAUAUCAAGGUAUUGCCAACAAUUGUCAAGCUGUUUGCCUCAAAUGAUCGUGCCAUUCGAGUUAGUCUCUUACAGCAUAUUGAUCAAUAUGGAGAGUCAUUAUCAGCACAAGUUGUUGAUGAGCAAGUUUACCCUCAUGUUGCUACUGGGUUUUCCGACACAUCAGCUUUCCUCCGUGAACUGACGUUAAAAUCCAUGCUUAUUUUGGCACCAAAGCUUUCUCAACGUACUUUUUCAGGCUCCUUAUUGAAGUAUCUUUCGAAGUUGCAGGUUGAUGAAGAGCCAGCAAUUAGAACAAACACAACCAUAUUACUAGGGAAUAUUGCAAGCUAUCUAAAUGAAGGGACAAGGAAGAGAGUAUUAAUUAAUGCUUUUACAGCCCGUGCACUGCGUGAUACUUUUUCUCCUGCCAGAGGAGCGGGAAUAAUGGCUUUGUGUGCCACUAGUUCUUAUUAUGACAUGAAUGAGAUUGCAAUUCGAAUUCUUCCCAAUGUUGUUGUACUCACUGUUGAUGCUGACAGUGAUAUUCGAUCAAAAGCAUUUCAAGCUGUUGAUCAAUUUGUUCAAAUACUCAAGCAGUACCAUGAGAAGACCUCUGCUGGAGAUACCACUGCAGAUGCAACUAUGGGGCUUUCAUCAAUGCCAGGAAAUGCUAGUCUACUUGAAUGGGCUAUGAGUUCCUUGACCCUCAAGGGUAAACCAUCUGAGCAAGCUUCACUUCCUCCUUUAAAUUCUGGUGCACCUCUAGCUUCUACAGCCUCCAAUGCCAGCUCAGCACCAGCCCGUGUAAAUUCCAGCACAAAAUUAUACGAUCAACCAGUAUCUCUGUCUCCUACUUCAACAGACGGCUGGGGAGAAAUUGAAAAUGGAUUUCAGGAAGAGCAAGACAGUGAAAAAGAUGGUUGGGAUGAUAUUGAACCUUUUGAAGAGCCAAAGCUAUCUCCAGCUCUUGCAAAUAUUCAAGCCGCGCAAAAGCGGCCAGUCUCACAGCCAGUUUCACAACCAAAGCCACAAGCUACAAGUCUGCGACCUAAAAAUACAGGAAAGGUGCCAAAAGAUGAGGAUGAUGAUUUAUGGGGUUCCAUUGCUGCCCCUGCUCCAAAAACGGCAUCAAAACCCUUGAAUGUUAAAACAGCAUCGACAACUGAUGAUGAUGAUGAUCCUUGGGCCGCCAUUGCUGCUGCUCCACCUGCUACAAGAGCCAAACCAUUGUCAGCUGGAAGAGGCCGAGGAGCUAAACCUGCUGCUCCAAAACUGGGCGCACAAAGAAUAAACCGGACUUAAUCUGGAAUGUAAAUGUCAGAGAACUAAAAAAGAUGAGGAAGGUCAAGAUCUGUAAAUUUUUCUUUGCUUUACUGGUGGCUGGUUUUCACAUUAAAAUACUUGAAUCCAUCACCUUGAGUUGUAUCUACUACUUUCUCCCAACAUAUUUGAUUUGUGUUAUCAUUCUUUUCUAUAAAAUACUGCUUUUGCUC
Messenger RNA from Manihot esculenta (cassava), 2760 nucleotides. RefSeq names its product probable inactive serine/threonine-protein kinase scy1. The record is from RefSeq and is a predicted model, not a curated record. Gene Ontology annotation, biological process: protein phosphorylation. The transcript has 21 exons. NCBI's taxonomy places the organism in Eukaryota, Viridiplantae, Streptophyta, Magnoliopsida, Malpighiales, Euphorbiaceae. Bases 197 to 2569 code for a protein of 790 amino acids. Gene Ontology annotation, molecular function: ATP binding; protein kinase activity.